This is a messenger RNA of Osmerus eperlanus (European smelt), 2219 nucleotides long. RefSeq names its product EF-hand domain family, member B (gene efhb). The record is from RefSeq and is a predicted model, not a curated record. Gene Ontology annotation, molecular function: calcium ion binding. Lineage: Eukaryota; Metazoa; Chordata; Actinopteri; Osmeriformes; Osmeridae. Bases 205 to 1983 code for a protein of 592 amino acids. The transcript is spliced from 13 exons.
ACUCAUUGGUUUCCAAGCGCCUGUUGCCAUAGAACUACAGUGGAGAUAAACAUAACAUUACAACUAUGUCUGAUGGCCAGAAUGUGUUAGCUAGUUAGCUAGCAUAGCACUAAAGAAGUUUAACAUUUGUUCGGACAAUUGUGCUCUAAUCCAAUGGAAACAUAACACAAACGUUUUUUAAUGUAGGAUUAGGAAUGCAACAAAAUGACUUUAAUUGAAAGGAAUGUAACCCACAACUGUAAAUACACUGAUAGAUUCCCCGGCAUACCAACGGCAGGAAAAGUAAUACCUACAAGUGACAGAGCAAAAACCUGCUUACAGGAGAUAACACUAAGGCCAACUACCCCACCUGUGGUACGAAAAUUUCUUAACACCACCAGACCAGGUGUGGGAUCUAUCCGGGUAUUUCAUGGACGAGCCAACGAACCAGACAUUGCCAGCAAUAUUGUCCAUGGACUCUGCACUAAAACGUCUGCUUCAGGUGGAACAGUUAUCAACCCACCACCGAAGACCAUCUUCCAGCAGAAGUUACACCGGUUCCGUGAAGAUGUCUAUGCUACCAGACAGAAGGCUCCUCUGGGCAAGUCACAUGAUCAGAGACCUGGACUUCCUUAUGGCAUAAACACAGACAAAACAUUUGGCAUGAAAUUGUUUAAAGGCAUGGCAGCUGACGAGUUAAUCAACCCUCCUAAACCAUCACACCAAGUGGAGAGAGAAGCUCAAGAGGGACACAAUUCGUAUGUCCGUUCCCACAAUGCCUAUUUUGUUGGUGAGCGUGUUGACAGGAAUUACAAUUGGAGUCGCAUUAGCAAAGACAGUAGAUUUGGAGUAUCCACUCCGCACUACAACAAUGGACGCAAUGUCUUGAGAUCACUUAACUGGUCGUGUGACACAGCCAUGCAUCACAGUGCAAAGAUGGUUUCCAAGAUAUGUGAUGACUUCAGAGAAAAGACACAGUCACAAAUUGGAAAAGUGCAUGACCCGAUAGCAGACACCCUGAAAGUUCCACCAAAUCAUACAUUUGGAAUCUUGCUGCCCCCUGAUACUUUUGGUGCAGGUGACCUGAUCCACUCCGCUUCCCAAACUGAGUACCUCAGAGGCACAGACAGACAGCGUGCCCUCGUCAGUGCUGUGCGCCAGCACCUUAAGAAGGCCAACUUCCACAACUUUAACUCUUUGCUACAUGCCUUCAGACAUUAUGAUAAGAAAGGCCAGGGUAUGAUUGACAAAAAAGACCUCUGGGAUGUUUGUCGUCAGUUUAACCUGGACUUGAGUGGAACGGUACUGGACAGUCUGAUGGACUAUUGUGAUUUGGACAAAGAUGGACACAUAAACUUUCUUGAGUUUGCCAAUUUCCUAAACUGGAAAGACAAGAUGCCCAUCAACAAACUGGAGCAGCGUAUUAUAACCAGUGAGCGUCGAACCAGCACAGCUCCAGCCAACAUGCAGAGAAUUUCUUUCUCAGACCAAAAGGAACCUGCUGUGUCAAAGGCUCUGGUCAGACCUGAUGACCUGGAGCCAGCAGAGGUGACUAGCACACUCAAGACCCCCAAAACCCUGAGCCGUUCCAGGGAGGCCCAGGACCACUUCGUCAAGUCCAGCUCCACGAUUCAGGCAGUGGUGGGAAGUCACCCUCCAACUGACUACCGUCCGUAUGGGAUUCCUACUGUGCGUACUGAUCUGGCUGCCCCUCGGAUCAAGCGUGUUAGCGACCAUACGAACUACGGAGAUGGGGCCACAGCCUAUGAACUACUCUAUCCCACACUGCUCUCUCUCAGGGGAGUGUAUGAGGAACACUUAUUCUGCCCCCGCACCAAGGAAGAGAUUUCUAAGAUUUUCCAAAACGUGGGCUUGAGUAUUUCCAAGGAGACAUUUGAAGAAGCAUGGAAACUGGCGUCUAUGAGACACCCCACUGGAGAAGUUUGUGUGGAGAUCUUUCGGAAUGUUUUAAAGGAAAUUCCAUCAACUCAAAGCAUUGAGUAAAUGUAUUUAUAAAGUAUUUUUAUUUUAAGGGUAUAUAUUGUACUUUGUCAACUGGUAUACCAUUAAGUGUUCAAUGGAUUGUUUUGUUUUUUGUCUUUUAGACUGGUAAACAAUUGCUUAAAUGAUUAAUUAUCAGUUGAGUUUUUAAUUUCUGCCAGUGAGAAUAUUUGUAUCUGCUUGUCGAACCAUAAAGUGUUGAGCACAGUGUUGUCUAAGCCUUGGUCAUAUUUAUUUUG